Euleptes europaea (tarantolino) is the source of this 6827-nucleotide messenger RNA. RefSeq names its product plexin B1 (gene PLXNB1). Bases 206 to 6808 code for a protein of 2200 amino acids. Lineage: Eukaryota; Metazoa; Chordata; Lepidosauria; Squamata; Sphaerodactylidae. The transcript is spliced from 39 exons. Gene Ontology annotation, biological process: regulation of cell shape; regulation of GTPase activity; negative regulation of cell adhesion. Gene Ontology annotation, cellular component: semaphorin receptor complex. Gene Ontology annotation, molecular function: protein binding; semaphorin receptor activity. The record is from RefSeq and is a predicted model, not a curated record.
GCGCAGCUGCUCCGGAGAUGGCACCCGGGCUUGAGGUGCGUUGACUGAGAAGAGAAAUGAAGCCCCGGCUGUCCAGAUGGCUGCCUGAACUCCAGGUACUCCACAGAUUUCUGGCUGCAGAUGUAAGCGACUCUCCUGCAGACGUUCUGCUGCUGCCGUUGCAUAGAGUGUGGACUCCCACUGGAACAAGCCUAUAGCAGUCAGAAUGAUUAUGAUGCCUCUGGGGUCCCUCCUUUCUGCUCUGUGUUUCCUGGGGGCCGUCAUUCCAGAAGGGCUACAGUAUGCCGCCUUUUCAUACAACACAACCAAGUUCCUUCAUCUGAUUAUGGAUCCUGACUCUGGGACUCUUUACCUGGGGGCUACAAACUUCCUUUUCCAGCUGACAGCGGACCUGGCGAUGGAGGAAGCCGUUAUCACGGGGCCUUCCUUAGACAGCAAGGAUUGCCUUCCUCCCGUCACCAAGCAGGACUGUCCCCAGGCCCAGGAAACGGACAAUUACAACAAGCUGUUGUUGAUCGACUCGCUGGAGAGGGAGCUUAUAGUGUGCGGCAGCGUGUGGCAGGGGAUCUGUGAGAAGAGGAACCUUGGCUUCAUCAGCCACGUUAUCUUCCAGCCUCGGACACCGGGAGACACUCAGUACGUCGCCGCCAAUGACCCCAAUAUUUCCACCGUGGGGCUAGUGGGGUACUCCAAAGACAAAGUGCCGCUGUUGUUCGUGGGCCGAGGUUACACCAGUCGAGGUGUAGGGGGCAGCAUUCCUCCCGUUACGACCCGGAAUCUCAGGGCCCACCCGUGGGAGGUGCCCGGGUCAGACUCUCACUCCAUCUUCUCCUAUGAAGAAACGGCAAAGCUGGCCGUGGGCCGGCUCUCGGAAUACAACCACCAUUUCAUCAAAACUUUUACUCACGGCUCUAGCGUUUACUUCUUGUUUUAUCGGCGGGAUCUCAAGUCGCUGUCUCGUGAGUACAGGACCUACAUUUCCCGGAUCUGCCUGGAUGACUCUCAUUAUUACUCCUACGUAGAGUUACCUUUGCUCUGCCGGAGCAAAGGGAAGACUUACAGCCUCCUGCAGGCGGCCUACGUCGCACAGCUGGGUGGGGAAGGGGACCUGGGCAUGGCCCAGGGAGAUGUCCUCUUCGCUACCUUUUCUGCCUGGCACACUUCCUCGGGGAAGCUGAGUGAGGAAUCUGCGCUCUGUAUUUACACGAUGGAGGAGGUGAACCACCUUGCCACGCAGACCAGGGACCUCUGUUACACCAAGGACGGCAAAUCAGAGGAGGGCAUCGAGGUGGCUUACAUAGAAUACGACGUCAACUCUGACUGUGCCAAAUUGUCUGCGGACACUUUGGAUGCCUACCCAUGUGGCUCAGACCACACCCCCAGUCCAAUGGCCAGCCGGGUGCCACUCGAAGCAGCCCCCAUACUGGAGAAGCCGGAUGCCCGUCUGACUGCAGUAGCUGUCAGCAUUGAAGAUGGACACACUGUCAUUUUCCUGGGGGACAGCAGAGGCCGGCUGCACAAGGCUUACUUGGGAUCGAUGGGGCAUGCCGACCUGUAUGCUUCUCUAGUGGUCCAGCCAAACAGGCCAGUGAGUGGAGACCUGCUCUUUGACCAGUCCAAGAAGCAUUUGUAUGUCAUGACUCAGUCAAUGGUGACCAGGAUUCCCAUAUUUGAAUGCUCCCAGUACACUGACUGUGAAUCAUGCUUAGCACUGAGGGAUCCAUACUGUGGUUGGUGUGUUCUCCAAGGAAGGUGCAGCCGUCGCUCCGAAUGCACCCGCUUCAGAGCGAGUGAGCAGUGGCUCUGGGGCUUUAAUUCGACCCAGCAGUGCUUGUCCGUCCAGUCGCUGAGCCCAGCCAACAUCAGCCGGGAAGAACAGAGAACCAUAUUCCUAACGCUUUCGGAUUUGCCGCCCCUGCGGGACGGAGAGUUGUAUUCGUGCUUCUUCGAAGAGUAUGAGAGCCCAGCGGUGUUGAUAGGGUCGGGCAUCGAGUGUCCCUCACCAGAUCCCAGCCAAGCACCAAGUCUGAAAACAGGAACAGAUCACAUAACCAUUCAGCUGGUGGUGCGUUUCCAUGACGUCUUCAUCGCUUCAACCUCAUUCUCCUUCUACGACUGUGCUGCAGUGGCCGCUUUGAGGAAAUCAGCCCCAUGCCAGGGGUGUGUGAGCAGCCAUUGGGGGUGUAACUGGUGUGUCCACCAACACCUCUGCUCUCAUAAGACCACCUGCGAAGAAGGGACUGUCAUCUACAAUGAAAGGACUCAAAUACCAGUCUUUAGCCUUCUGCCUUCCUCUGCCGUUCCCACUACAGCAGUGUCUCCUACGUCUGCUCCAACUGUGGCUGCUGACACGACCGUUCUCUCAGAAACAUCAACAGAAUCCUCCACCCCCAGUCCCACCACCACCCCCAACCCCACCACUCAGCCAACAACCUCUGCCCCAACUACCCCACAGCCAGAAACCCUCGGCCCCACACACUCUCCGUCUCUGUUCACAGGCUCUCUUACUUCUCUCAGGACAACCACAGAGUUCUUGACGCUCGCCCCAAUUGAGGUCCCCACGGCCACUAGCCCGACGACUGAGCCUGUCCCCAGCAGCCAGCCAGAGACUCCAGGCCUCACUACACAUCCUACCUCUGAACCUGCCAUUGAUCCUGAAGACUGGUCCACGGACCCUUCUACCUCCCUCCCUCACAGCACAUUUCAGCCGGUCGUGGAGGCCCAAACGCCUUUCACAGAAGCGGCAGGCUCCAUGACUCCAACUCCUAUGCCUGAGGCACCCACAUCUUCUAUCCCAACCCCCUUCACCCCCAACCAGAUAGGAAGUGCCUCCACCUCUUCUGCUGACUUACCAGGAGACCUGGAGACGGAGCUACCUAUGUCUGAGGUGCCUCCGUCUACCGGCCUUCCAGACUGGCUUCCUGGGGGCGGCCUUGAACUCAAGGACAGCGAGGAAUGGAUGGACCCGUCGCUGUCUGAGAACGAUACGUCCUCCUUCUCUGCCUCCAUGCUUCUCUCAGGCGACGGAGACUCGUUGGAGAGUGACACCACCGAUUUCCCCAGAAUCUUGAACCCGGGGCUGGAUUAUCAAUACGAUGCACCUGGUUUUCUCGACUUGAGCGAAAGCUGGGGGCCGGAAGCCUGUCCCUGCGUGCGGGGCAUUCAGGGCUCCUCUCUGAUGCCAGUCAACGUGCAGAGGAAAAUAACCUUGGUCGGGAGGAAUUUCCACCUCUAUCAGGACCAGCUGUGGGACUAUGAGUGUGCUUUGAUUCUGGAGGGCAAGACUUUGGUGGUGGAUGCGUAUAUCGAACGAGACGAAACAAAUCCGUCCCUUUGCUAUAUCACGUGCCAGCUGCACCAGUACAGCUACUCAGCCCCCCAGCUGGAAUUCAGUGCUGCGAUUUUCGUGCAGAGGAAGCGGCGCCUCCGUGUGGACAGCAUAGAAGAUCUCCAUGUAACUCUGUACAACUGCUCGGUGGGACACUCGGACUGCAGCCGCUGCCAGACUGCUGACGCCAAGUACAACUGCGUGUGGUGUGGCGGGGAACAGCCGAGCUGCCUCUUCCAGGACUCCUGCAAAGAAAAGGUGGCAGACGUGUGCCCGGCUCCGCUGAUCCAUUCUAUUUCUCCCUUAACCGGACUAGUCGAAGGGGGCACCAGAAUCACCGUUGUGGGCUCGAACCUUGGCCAGAAGCACGAAGAUAUUGCAGACACAGUCACCGUGGCAGGAAUCCCCUGUGAGGUUGAUCCCUUAGCGUAUGAGAUCUCCAGCAGUAUCGUGUGCACCACAGGCGAAAGCGGGACAGAGAGGUCUGGGCAUGUGGUCGUGGAGGUUCCUGGAGGAGGACAGGGGAUCUCUGCUCACGUUUUCACUUACCAGAAUCCGGAGCUGAAAUCCUUUUCUCCAUCUCGUGGCCCCAAGGCCGGAGGAACUCGCCUCACACUGACAGGAUCCAAGCUAUUGACAGGAAACCCCAGCAAAAUCAGUAUCCUGAUUGGGCACCUCCCUUGCUACAUCCAUUCUGAGAUGCAGGAGGACAAGCUGCAGUGCCAGACGAGUCUCAGUAAUGCGUCCGUGGAACUUCCUGUCGCCAUCAAGUACGGGGAUCAGGAACGGAGGCUGGAGGGUCCUUUCUUCAGGUACACCCUGGACCCCAACGUCACUUUUGCAGAACCAUCCAAGAGCUUCCAGAGCGGCGGGAGGCAGAUCCGAGUUCACGGGCAUAAUCUUGACGUGGUACAAUGGCCGAAAAUUCGUGUCACGGUUUCACCGCUGGAACGCCGUCGCCGGGGGCUGGGGAGAUGGCGCAGGAUUAUCCCGGAAACUGAAUGCCCCGAAAACGCUCUCUGUAGUGUCCAGCAAUUUGAAGAGCCGUGUGAAGUGAACUCCUCCAACCUCAUCCUGUGCCGGACGCCUGCCAUUACGCCUCGGCCCCCCUCCAUCCAAGUGAAGCUGGAGUUUGUGCUGGAUAAUCUCAGCUUUGACUUCGACUCUUUGCAUCCAUCCCGCUUCUCCUAUGAGGUGGACCCCAUCCUGAAGCCCCUGAAUGCAGAUGAUCACACCAAACCCUAUCGGCACAAGCCCGGCAGCGUCAUCUCUGUGGAGGGAGAGAAUCUGGACCUGGCCAUUUCAAAAGAUGAGGUGGAAGCCAGAAUUGGCGUUGGGAUCUGUGGAGUCAAGACCCUCACAAAGCACCAUCUCUAUUGUGAACCCCCGUCCGAGCAGCCUGCGCCUCUGCACAGAGCCAAGCGGGAGGGCACAGACUCGCUGCCAGAGUUCACAGUUCAGAUGGGGAACAAAAACUUCCGGCUGGGUCGCGUGCAGUAUGACACGGAGAGUCAGCUCACCUUCCCCCUGGAGGCCCAGAUUGGCCUAGGCGUGGGAGCCUCUUUUGUUGCUUUGAUCGUGCUAAUCAUUGUUUUCAUCUACAGGAGAAAGAGCAAACAGGCUCUGCGGGAUUACAAAAAAGUUCAGAUCCAACUAGAAAACCUGGAAACGAGCGUCCGAGAUAGGUGCAAAAAAGAAUUCACAGACCUCAUGACGGAGAUGAUGGAUCUCACUAGUGACUUGGUUGGCACUGGAAUUCCUUUCUUGGAUUACAAAUCCUAUGCAGAGCGCAUCUUCUUCCCUGGUCACCGUGAGUCACCGAUACAGAGAGGUCUGGACGUACCAGAAUGUCGGAGGCAGACGGUCGAACAGGGCUUGGUGCAGCUUUCCAACCUCCUCAAUAGCAAACUCUUUCUUACCAAGUUCAUCCACACCCUGGAGAUCCAGCGGACAUUCUCUCCAAGGGACCGGGCUUAUGUCGCUUCCCUCCUCACGGUCUCCUUGCAUGGGAAGCUCGAGUACUUCACAGACAUCCUCAAGACGCUGCUGAAUGACUUGGUGGAGCAGUACGUGGCCAAGAACCCCAAACUGAUGCUGCGAAGGACAGAAACAGUGGUGGAGAAGCUGCUGACCAACUGGAUGUCCAUCUGUCUGUACGCGUUUGUAAGGGACUCUGUUGGGGAGCCGCUCUACAUGCUCUUCCGGGGCAUCAAGCACCAAGUGGACAAGGGGCCAGUGGACUGGGUGACCGGGAAGGCCAAGUACACCCUGAAUGACAACCGCCUUCUCCGAGAGGACCUGGAGUAUCGCACCCUGACGUUAACUGCUUUGGCACAAGCUGGGAGCACCGUGGGAGGAGCGGAGGGUGCCCAGGGGGUACUGGCAAAGGUGCUGGACUGUGACACAAUCACCCAGGUGAAGGAGAAGAUCCUCGACCAGAUCUACAAAGGGACGCCUUACUGCCACCGGCCAGACCCAGAUUCUCUUGACUUGGAGUGGAGAUCAGGCCUGGCGGGGCACCUCAUCCUCUCUGACGAGGACGUGACAUCCAUUGUCCAGGGCACUUGGAAGCGCCUCAACACGCUGCAGCACUACAAGGUGCCCGAUGGAGCAACUGUCGCCCUUGUUCCUCGAAUGACCAAGCAUCUUCCCAGAGAGAAUCAAGAUUACAUCCCCGGAGAGAAGACCCCAAUGUUGGAGGAUGCGGAUGAAGGCGGGAUGAAGCUUUGGCAUCUGGUGAAACCGACUGAGGAGCCAGAGCUGCCGAAACAUCGGCGAGGGAGCCUGCGGGAAAGGGAAAGAGCCAAGGCCAUUCCUGAGAUCUAUCUGACUCGCCUCCUGUCCAUGAAGGGAACGCUGCAAAAGUUUGUGGACGACUUGUUCCAAGUGAUCCUCAGCACCAGCCGCCCCGUCCCCCUGGCUGUGAAGUAUUUCUUUGACCUGCUGGAUGAGCAAGCGGUGCAGCAUGGGAUUGUGGACCCAGAGACCAUUCAUAUCUGGAAGACCAACAGCCUGCCCCUGAGGUUCUGGAUCAACAUUAUCAAGAACCCCCAGUUUGUUUUUGACGUGCAGACUUCGGAUAACGUGGACGCUGUGCUCCUGGUCAUCGCGCAGACCUUCAUGGACUCCUGCACCCUUGCCGAUCACAAGCUGGGCCGGGACUCUCCAAUUAACAAGCUGCUCUACGCCCGUGACAUUCCACGCUACAAGCAGAUGGUGGAAAGAUACUACGCUGACAUCCGCCAGACGAUCUCUGCCAGUGACCAAGAGAUGAACUCCGCCCUGGCUGAGCUAUCACGGAAUUACUCAGGUGAUCUCAAUUCCCUGGUGGCUCUGCACGAACUCUACAAAUACAUCAACAAGUACUACGACCAGAUCAUCACCGCCCUGGAGGAGGACCCGACGGCACAGAAGAUGCAGCUGGGGUACCGCCUGCAGCAGAUUGCCGCCGCAGUGGAGAACAAAGUCACAGACUUGUGACGCGCGCACAAGGACGGCC